AUGUCCUCCCCUGAAAUUGCUUCCCUCUCAAGGGGGCAAAUGAAAGCACGAAGCUCCUCUAAACCCCAGAAGUACUGCAGAGUGUUGCCAGGGGGAAGUCAGGCUUGGGAUUGGAGAGAAACAAAAUCUGAGCAUUAUCCUUGUAUGCUACCUGCAGGUGUGGAGGAAGUUAUCAAGAAGGAUGUGCAGAUGCUUGCGAUUGACCAAGGGAUGGGUGAGGUCUUGAAGGUGCCUCCAUCAACUGGGGAGUAUCUCGAAACACAAGGAACUGGUGUGUGGGUCAUCCAGACAGAGCUUGGCUGCCCAGGGUGUUGGGUGGGAGGGCUCUUCUAUUCCACCUGCUGA
Molecule: messenger RNA, 345 nt
Organism: Prionailurus viverrinus (fishing cat)
Lineage: Eukaryota; Metazoa; Chordata; Mammalia; Carnivora; Felidae
Product: mth938 domain-containing protein-like
Exons: 1
Coding region: 1-345 (114 amino acids)
Biological process (GO): positive regulation of fat cell differentiation
Cellular component (GO): cytoplasm
Source: RefSeq, a predicted model, not a curated record